AAUAAAAAUGAAAGUGCUUGGUAUUUCCUCGGCCAUUUUAACUGUUCUUUCCGUUGCAAGUCAAUUAGUUCAUGCAGGCACAACUCCUGGUCCUUGUGACACGAAUGCCUGUAAACUUCCUGACUGUCUUUGUCCUUCUCUUACUCCUCCUGCUGGACUCUCUCCCAAAGAUGUCCCUCAAUUUGUUACCAUUACUUUUGAUGAUUCAAUCCAACCUGAAUUGUUAUCUACUGCUCAUGAAUUAUUAGAUGUUAAGAACCCCAAUGGAUGUCCAGCCAAGGGUUCAUGGUAUGUAUCAAUGAUGUAUACUGAUUUUUCUUUGGUUCAGCAGUGGUAUGCUCAAGGAAAUGAAGUCGCUGAUCAUACUUUUACUCAUGUUGGACAACCUCCUUUACAAGAAAUUGCUGCUGCUUAUUCUAUGUUGAACCGUUAUGGUGGUAUUCCUCAUGGUAAAAUUAAGGGCUUUAGAGCUCCUUUCUUGAAUUAUACCCUUGAAACUUUCAAAGAAAUUUCACAAGUAGGUUUGAAAUAUGACACCUCUACUACUGCAGUUAUCGAUGACUGUUACUGGCCCUACACUCUCGAUUAUGGUUUAGCUAAUGACUGUUGGGCUGGAAGCUGUGGUGCAGAUUUUAAACUUCCAGGUGUUUGGGAAAUUCCUAUGUAUGCAGUCGUCGAUACCAACGAUAUUCCUCAAUUGAUGGAUGUUUAUUUAGCUGGAACUCCUUCUGAAGUUACCAACUGGACUAAAACAAACUUUGAAAGACAUUAUAAUGGAAACCGUCAACCUUUCGGUAUCUAUGUUCAUCCUACUCAUUUAACAAACUAUCCUGGUAUGCCUGAUGUUACAGACAAAAAGAAUGCAGUUGUUAGUUUUAUUAAAUCUCUUCAAGGGAUGAAAGAUGUUUGGUUUGUCACUAAUGAACAGCUUUUACAAUGGAUGCAAAACCCUGUUCCUGCAAGUCAAUUAGCUGAGCAACCUUAUAUGAAAUGUGGAAUUCCCGACGUUGGCAAAGAGAUCUGUAACGGUUUAGAAAACAUUACCAUCACAAAUGGUGUUGUUUCCGGCAGCCUAUUAAAUAUGUGUAAUUUUGGUACAACCAAUUGGGCUACUUGCUUUAAUUGUCCUGCUACAGCACCUACCGUAGAUAACCCUACACCUAACCCCUCUAUAGCUAGCACAGAUCCUAAAUACCGUCAUCCUCUUCCUGACAACUGCGAUACAGUUUGGUGGGACCCAAUUGCUGGCCAAUGUUUAUGUUCUAAUUCUACUUGUGCUUAUAAGGAUGUUGCUCCUGCCUCUUCUACUUCUAUUACUAAGGUUAGCUCCGCAACUACUGUGAUGACUCCUACUAGCACAAUAAUUACCACCAACAGCCAGGCUAGUGCUACACCUGUUCGAAAAGCUGAUAGUCAUGAAAAUAGUGCCACUCAUUUAACAACUACAGUUGCCUUGGGACUUGCAUUCGUCUCCUGUAUUGCAACUAUGAUGCUUAUGUAAACAAACAAAAAAAAUAGCCUCUUUUCUACCCUUCCCUCCCUUUUUUUAUAUAUUAUGCAGUUGAAUUCUGUACAGUACUAUUCCUUUAUUUAAUUUGCUUAAUUAUCUUUACAAUAACAUAAAACAGAUACAUAAUAAGUUGCAAUAAAAUAUAGUUGAGAAUUUUUUUUUUUUUUUUUGUAAAACGAAAUAAAGUUACA
Molecule: messenger RNA, 1701 nt
Organism: Cokeromyces recurvatus
Lineage: Eukaryota; Fungi; Mucoromycota; Mucoromycetes; Mucorales; Mucoraceae
Exons: 11
Coding region: 8-1501 (497 amino acids)
Biological process (GO): carbohydrate metabolic process
Molecular function (GO): hydrolase activity, acting on carbon-nitrogen (but not peptide) bonds
Source: RefSeq, a predicted model, not a curated record